Messenger RNA from Oryza brachyantha (malo sina), 1867 nucleotides. RefSeq lists its product as uncharacterized. The record is from RefSeq and is a predicted model, not a curated record. NCBI's taxonomy places the organism in Eukaryota, Viridiplantae, Streptophyta, Magnoliopsida, Poales, Poaceae. Bases 119 to 1375 code for a protein of 418 amino acids. The transcript is spliced from 7 exons.
UUAAAACCGCUUCCGCUUCCGCUUUCCACCGAACCACCGAAGAGACUGCACUCUUCAGUUGCCACCGGGCGCCGGCCAACUUUCCGAAACCUCGUUGCCGGCGGCGAGGCGGCCGGCCAUGGCCUACCUCCCGCCGCACAAGCGGCACUCCAGCGCCUCCACGCCCACCCCUCCCUCCCUCUCCUCCUCCCUCCGCUCACUCUCCCUUUCCUCCCCUCGCGGCGGCGGCCGCCGCCACCACCACCGCGGCGCCGCCACCGCACGCCAGCCCCGCCCGUUCAACAAGAUCAUCCACGCCGCCGGCUGCGUCUCCCGCUGGUCCCCGCUCCCGCCCUUCCCCGACGACCCCGGGGACGACGACGGGUCCCUCCGCCUCGAGCCCUUCCUCUGCGACCCCAUCGAGCGCAAGACCGGUGCCAAGCCCCUCGCCCUCGUCUCCUCCUCCUCCUCCUCCUCCGCCGAAGCCUCCCCCUGCUCCGCAGAGGCCGCGGCGUCCGCCAUCGCCGAGAGGUUCGUGCCGGACCUCCUCGCCGCGGCGGAGAGGGCCAAGGCGGGCGAUGUGGCUAAGGAGACGGAGGAGGUGAAGCUGAGCGCCGUGGCCAAGGUGGGGAAGGUGCUCUUCCAGUCGGGCGGCGGAUCACCCAUCUCCAUGAACUCGCUCCGCGAAGCCGUGAGAGCAGGAGAAGAGGAGGGAUCGAGGAGCCAUCUCCAUAAAUCAUUCUAUACCAAUGUGUCCAGUGAGUGCUUGGAUGGAAUGGAGCGAUCCGCUACAGAGAAGAUGGGGCUGGAGUUUGAUUCCUCCAAAGAGCACUACCAUGUGAAGGUCUUUGACAAGCGUCAAAGUGAUAUUACGAUAUCCUGCAAAUGCACCGUGCAAGAAGAUGGGAAGCUUGCAAUCCAUAAGGUUGAGUUAAACCAGGUAAGGCACUUAGUGGAAGAUAUAUCCUGUCUGUUCAAGGAUCUCGACCUGAGGCUGAUGUUGUCUACCAAAAGAUUCCCUAAAAACUUAGAUGCUGAAGUGGAAAAUGCAAUAAAUUGCUUGGUAUCUUCUGCUGUUAUUGAUCCUGAUGUCAAAGGAGGACUUAGAUGGCCACUUGGAAAAGAAUCGGUUGAUGAGAGGUUCAGCAUAGUUGGAGUGUGGCAUACAAACUAUAAAGCUUACAGAAAUGAGAACUUAAGGCUCAAGCUAAGGCAUGCUGAUCGGUUUGACCACCAAAGCUCAACAGGAGAAGUUUCUAAUGAAGUUACCUUUAAACUAAUUGGCAUAUCUGCGAAGCUGGAGGCUGGUCAUCAGGAGAGCUCUGUGGAGGAGAUGCUGGAAUCUGCAGUACGAAGGAUCUGGGAAAGCGCUUUGAGCCACAAGAUGGCGCCCUGAACACGGUUAUGCUGUUUUGUACUGACAAGCAGAUAUUGCUACAAGAGUUUCCUGGCGAUGUUACUGUCUGACUAGAGUCUACACUGGAGCCAACUAGUGUUUGUCUCAGUCCCGUCCUGUGCAGUUUCAGUUGCUACCGUCUCUACAAUCUACUGUAGAAGUGUAGAGUCAAUGUGUUAUAUCAUACUGGCAGUGGUCUAUGGACCUGGAUGGCACGGUAUGGGAGGUUUCAACUUUCUUCCUUGGCGUUGCAACUUCUUUGGGACCCAUUAGUUGGAACGAACGAGUCACCAAGUGAGACUGUAAAUUCAAGUGAAGUUGAAGUGGCUGGGCAAUUAUGCAUGCCUCAUAUUAAGCGAGAAUGGCAUAUAUGUAUAUAUUGUUAAGCUCUUUCAAAUAGGGUUAUGUUAUGAAACAACACGUCUCGAUUAAGUCGAGUAAUACCCCGUUGUCCCACAAUAUUUAUCAACUAUUUGCUGGCGCUUGUUUUGA